Molecule: messenger RNA, 1737 nt
Organism: Trichophyton benhamiae CBS 112371
Lineage: Eukaryota; Fungi; Ascomycota; Eurotiomycetes; Onygenales; Arthrodermataceae
Exons: 3
Coding region: 1-1737 (578 amino acids)
Biological process (GO): tRNA methylation; tRNA wobble uridine modification
Cellular component (GO): mitochondrion; cytoplasm
Molecular function (GO): GTP binding; GTPase activity; protein binding
Source: RefSeq, a predicted model, not a curated record
AUGGACGGCAGCGACAGCAAGCUCACCAGCUCGACCAACAGCUAUCAACAGUGUCUUUUAUCAGCCCUACUUGAUGAGAAGCCAACCACUAUAUAUGCGCUCUCCACUGCCCCUGGCAGAGCUGCUAUAGCCAUCAUUCGAAUUUCGGGACCAGAUUGCAUUCCAAUAUACAAUGCUCUCUGUCCGAACAGAAAACUCCCAAAACCUCGAUUUGCCGCUCUUCGUACAAUAUAUGAACCUGGCAAACCAGUAUCGGCUGAUAACGCCCUAGACUCAGGCGCACUUGUCUUCCAUUUUCCAGCACCCAACACAGUCACAGGAGAGGAUGUGCUCGAACUGCAUGUCCACGGAGGCCCUGCGGUAAUCAAGUCUAUCCUCAGCGCGAUUCCAAAAUGUGCAACCCCUGGAGAUGCUCCAUCAGCAUCUAUUCGUUACGCCGAACCGGGAGAGUUCACCCGCAGAGCGUUCCUUAAUGACCGCCUCGACUUGCCGCAGAUUGAAGCUCUCGGUAAUACACUAGCUGCGGAUACAGAACAACAGCGCCGACUUGCUAUUCGAGGUACAAAUGAUACUUUAUCUACGCGGUACGAGCAGUGGAGAAAGCAGCUUUUGUAUGCUCGAGGUGAACUGGAAGCUCUAAUAGAUUUUUCUGAAGACCAACAUUUCGACGAAUCGGUGGACGAUUUUAUAUCCUCUGUUACCGGUCAAGUUGAUAGUCUACUGCAUCAGAUAAAUUUACACAUCGAGAACGCAUCAAAGGGUGAGCUUCUCAGGAGUGGUAUUAAGGUCGCACUCCUGGGAGCACCAAACGCUGGAAAAAGCUCAUUACUGAAUCAGAUUGUUGGACGGGAUGCUGCUAUUGUAAGCAGCGAAGAAGGUACCACGAGAGAUAUUGUUGAUGUCGGUAUAGACCUUGGGGGUUGGCUGUGUAAAUUUGGCGAUAUGGCCGGACUACGAUCCAAGCUAUCGCAAAGCCAAAUUGCCGCCCAGGGUCAUGUGGUUUCGACAGUCGGCAAGAUUGAGGAAGAAGGGAUCCGCCGUGCCAAAGCUCGGGCUCUUGAGUCUGAUGUAGUGGUGGUCGUGCUCUCUGUUGAAGGAUCGAGAGAACAAGGAUUGAGUUUAGAGCCAGAAGUUGUUAGCGCUGUCCACAGCUGCCUCAAGCUUGACAAAAAGGUCCUAGUGGCCAUCAACAAAACGGACAUGCUCUCCGUGAAGCCAGGAUAUCAUGUCAUGCCUAACUAUAAAGCUCAGGUGUCUGCAAUCUUUGGAGGCCUAGACCCAGACCUGAUAUUUCCGAUAUCCUGUCAAGAGGCUCAAAAUUCCACUGGCCAGGAUCCAGGCGGCAUCCAAUCGCUUCUUAAGGGCCUAAUACGCACAUUUGAGGAGAUAUCUACGCCUGCAGGCCUACAAUCGGAUGGAGAAGAAAUAGGUCAACAAUUUGAUAAAACUUAUUGGGAAGAUUCAUUAGGGGUAACGCAUCGACAAAGCUCUAAUCUACAAAUAUGUGCCCAGCACCUAAACGACUUUCUAUCCCAAAUCAAUGAGGGUUCUAUAACGCCUGAUAAUGCCAUCGACAGUAUUAAAAACAACACGAUAAUAAAACAAGUGGAGAAGGACGUCGACAUCGUGAUGGCCGCGGAACACCUGAGGUUUGCAGCCGAAUCCCUUUCAAAGAUCACUGGCCGUGGUGAAGGUGGUGAUGUCGAGAGUGUGCUCGGAGUUGUGUUCGAAAAGUAA